Yamadazyma jaroonii is the source of this 618-nucleotide messenger RNA. The record is from the annotation of a GenBank genome assembly. NCBI's taxonomy places the organism in Eukaryota, Fungi, Ascomycota, Pichiomycetes, Serinales, Debaryomycetaceae.
AUGUCUCAAUUGCUUUACAAAUAUUUCUUAAAGAAGACUGCUUUAGAUUCUGUAAUCAAGAUCGGUGAUACUCAAGAUCCUUAUUUUGAGGAAAUUCCUGAAGAUGAAUUACAUUUCUAUCAGAGAAAAGGAGCUAAAAGAAAGCGUAAAUUGCCAUCUAUUAUUCCACCAAAAGACUUGAAGAUCUUAAACAGUGUUAAGCGUAAAGCUUAUAGAUUGGAUUUACAAUUGAGUAUUUGUGGUAUCAGAUUAGGUUGGGCUGGUAUUAUUGGUUUAAUCCCUUGGUUAGGUGAUAUUAUAGCAUGUUUCUUAGCUUUACAAAUUGUAAGGAAAGCUGAAAAAAUUGAAGGUGGUUUACCAAUGGGUAUAAGACUGAAAAUGAUGUCUAAUGUCAUUUUUGAUUUCAUGCUUGGUUUAAUUCCAAUUGUAGGUGAUUUCAUGAAUAUCGCUUAUAAAUGUAAUUCAAGGAACUUCAUUCUAUUGGAGAAGUAUUUAGUGGAAAAGUAUAGUAGUCAAGUCCCAGUAAUGUCAAAGAUGGAUAAAAAGAAUCUUCAAGCCAUUGAAGAUGAUGCAAUCACCAGAGGUAAUGAACCUAGAAAAGAUGAAAUACUCGUUUGA